GCGAGCAGCACCCAUGGCCUGCAGGUCCUGUUCACCCUGUCAGCCGAGCAGCGAUGAUACAAAUAAAAAGCCGCAUGAGAUACAGCGCGCUGGGCAUCGCCGCUGCGAGGCUGGUUUCCUCCGGUCCCACCAAAAACCCAGUGGUGUUUUUGGACAUCGAGGCCGACAGUGAGCCUCUUGGAAGAAUAAUCAUUGAGUUGAGUGCAGAUGUCGUGCCAAAAACUGCAGAAAACUUCAGAGCACUGUGCACUGGGGAACAUGGCUUUGGAUACAAGGGAUGUGUGUUUCACAGGGUCAUACCAGAGUUUAUGUGUCAGGGAGGAGAUUUCACUAAACACAACGGCACAGGAGGAAAAUCUAUAUAUGGGAAAACGUUCAAGGAUGAAAACUUCAAAUUAAAACACACCGGUCCAGGAACUCUUUCCAUGGCAAACUCGGGGCCAAACACCAACAGCUCCCAGUUCUUCAUUUGCACGACUAAAACUGAAUGGCUUGACGGUAAACACGUGGUGUUCGGGCAGGUAAAGGAAGGUAUGGACGUGGUAACUAAGAUGGAAUCCUUUGGUUUACACGAUGGUGGCGUGAUCAAGAAAAUUGUCAUCACUGACUGCGGGGAAAUCAAAUAACACCUAAGAUUGCACAUGGACUUCUGUGGGGUGACUCACUAUGCAGCCAUUUGGUAUUUACUUUAUCUGUCCUCCCGUUUUCAUGAUACUUUCAAGGAGGAGCUGUCACAGGUGAUCCUGUUCUUCCCUAAAAUCUGAUAUUUCUACUGUGGAUUACGAUUUUAAAAGAUCCAUAGAUUUAGCUUCAAAUCAUCAGAUAUGACAAGUUUACACCGCGUGUUUGCUUAUAAAUAAUGCUAACAAUGGAAAGACUGGUAGUUACACUGGUACAUUUUUAUCUUGGCUCUUACUGAUCUCUUGUUUUUCUACGUUUUACCUUGACCCAGAAAGUUGUUGUUGUGCGAUUACUCUCUAUUUCCUGCCAAAUAAAUGAACAUUUUCAGAUUUUACUAGCUCUGGUCCUAGUACAGGACAUUUGCUCUCAUGUGCCACCAACCCCGCUGAUUUUAAAGCUUCCUGGAAAUGAUCCAGCAGCUUUUUUUAGACAGCGGCUCUCCACCACGACUGACUUCCUGUCCAUCAGAGCAGGAUGUGACAUCACGUGACAUCCACCUACAGUGGAGCUGAAGUAUCACAUGAAAUCAGUUGACAGAUGAUAGACCUGUGGGCUAUAGCCUCAUUGGACACAGACGAUUUAAUCUGCUGGAACCAUAAAGGAACCUGAAAAUGUCUUUAGCUUGUAUGUGGGCUGCUCUUCCUUCACAGCCUCUUUAAUUCGAAACGCAGAGUGUUCGGAGGAGAGUGAGAGAAAGAUAGAGGGAGAGAAAAGAAGGCCCGGACAUGUCUGAAGGCCAGAGACUGGGUGGUGCUGCUUAUCGAGCUAAUACUUUAUGAAAGUAAAUAAUGAAGCGACGUGAAAAAGCAGCUCUUGCCCCUAAAUGAAACCAUAUGCGCACUGACCUUCCACCGUUUGUUUGAAUUCUCAGAUUACAUUGUUGCUAUAGAGACUUUGCAGCUCUCUCUGUUUGAGCUAGAGAUGUUGUAACAAACUUGAUAUAAUUUGGGUCCCCACCCUCUGGUUUAGUUUUAGUUAUUUGGAAUGCAUGUCCAAUAUUGUGCAUGGAAACUUGGCUCAAGAGGCGGCGGUGCUGCAGCCAACGUUUAAUACACAUGCAAAACAAUGACAUCUUUACAACUGGUACAAACUGGUUCUUCUGCUGUAAAUGUCUACAUUUAUCAAGCAGCACCCAUGUCAGCUGGGUGUCCUUUUUUGUGUGUUUUGGUUUUCCUGUCCACAGUUUGACCCAAAGUGUUGAAAUCGGCUCCUGUCACCUCGAUGUGUCUGUUAUCUUUUCAGCACUUUCACGGAAAGUGAGGGAAAAAGUCCCUUCUUCUGUGUUACACAACAGCCAUGAAUAAUCCAUUGGACAGUUCUUUUAUCAUAAUCUAUACGCUUAUGUAAGGCUUCGACCUCGCAGUCAAAGACACAGAACAGAGUGAUGAUGAAAACAUAUACUCUCUGUAAUGAAUAUUAUAUGGACAGGAGCUCCACAGAAAACAAUGUGUUGCUUUUGGCUGAAAUAAAACUCCAGAGUGAACACCUCCCAGUUACUGGUUACAAAAAUUCAGCACAGGAUCCAAACAAAUGAAAACCACAUUAUCCAAGCAGUCCUAAUUCAAUAUGACUUUUAUUCAUCAAACUUUCGACAGCUCUAUAGAACUAAAAUGUUUUCCCAACUAACAAAUAAGGCACAUUUUGGAAUGCCGUUUUAUGGACAUGAAAAACAGACCUGUGGUCUACUCUCUAAACCAUGACUGUCCUUGUUUCCCAAAAUCAUUGUCUUCCCAACCUCACGCCUGUGUUCUGUCCAAUUCAAAUAUUACAUUAUUGCAAUAUUGCAUUACAAACAUCUCAAGUGAUACAGACAGCAAAGAAUACAAACAUAACUUUCCAAAUUGACCACAUAAGUGUUAACACAUUACAUUCAGUAAAUAUGUAUUAUUCAUAGAGGCUACACUAGCGGUAAAUGAAAUACUUCACGCCUAAUAACAAUCAGAAGUUGCUGAUAACGUUAACAGCAUGUACUGAAGAAAACUACCGUAAAGUAUUUAAAUAAGUAUACAUUGCACAAAAUAAUAUUUCUUUCCAAACCAAACACAUGCACAUGCAAACUCUAAAAUAGUUCUUUGUCACACACGCUUUCUUGACAAAAAGUAUACACUCCCUAAACUACUAAUAACACCAUAACAUUUUAUAAUAGUUUCUUGUCAUUGCUGCUUUAAGCAAACUACAUCUCACAGUUUAACGUGCUUAUACAGUGGUGAGUAUCCGUCACUAAUUAAGAUUAAAAAAAAAAAAAAAAAGAUUUCUGCA
This is a messenger RNA of Seriola dumerili (greater amberjack), 2940 nucleotides long. It is a transcript of the gene ppifa, whose product is annotated as peptidyl-prolyl cis-trans isomerase A-like. The coding region runs from base 54 to 626 and encodes 190 amino acids. Gene Ontology annotation, molecular function: peptidyl-prolyl cis-trans isomerase activity. Gene Ontology annotation, biological process: protein folding; protein peptidyl-prolyl isomerization. The transcript is spliced from 6 exons. NCBI's taxonomy places the organism in Eukaryota, Metazoa, Chordata, Actinopteri, Carangiformes, Carangidae. The record is from RefSeq and is a predicted model, not a curated record.